Molecule: messenger RNA, 2244 nt
Organism: Venustampulla echinocandica
Lineage: Eukaryota; Fungi; Ascomycota; Leotiomycetes; Helotiales; Pleuroascaceae
Product: Catalase-domain-containing protein
Exons: 6
Coding region: 1-2244 (747 amino acids)
Biological process (GO): hydrogen peroxide catabolic process; response to oxidative stress
Cellular component (GO): cytosol
Molecular function (GO): heme binding; catalase activity
Source: RefSeq, a predicted model, not a curated record
AUGCGCCAAACGUGGGUUUCAUUUGCCCUCUUGGGGUUGGCCAGUGCAGCAUGCCCAUAUAUGGAUGCAGCUCCUGCUAUCAAAGAACGAACGGAUACUUCAGACUCUGCUAUACAUGAGCGCGACAAUAAACAGUUCCUGAAUCAAUUUACGCUGGCUGAUUCUAAUGCAUUCAUCACGACUGAUGCUGGUGGCCCGAUUCAGGAUAGCAACAGCCUGAAGGCUGGCGAGAGAGGGCCAACCUUGCUUGAAGACUUCAUUUUCCGCCAGAAGAUUACUCAUUUUGACCAUGAGCGAGUCCCCGAGCGCGCUGUUCAUGCGCGUGGUGCUGGUGCCCAUGGAACAUUUACCAGCUAUGGCGAUUACAGCAAUAUCACCGCGGCUUCAUUCCUAAAUUCUGCAGGAAAACAAACUCCUGUCUUCGUGCGAUUUUCAACUGUUGCUGGAAGCAGGGGGAGCGCAGACACCGCCAGAGAUGUACGUGGGUUUGCUACUAGAUUCUACACUGACGAGGGCAACUUUGAUAUUGUCGGCAAUAAUAUCCCCGUUUUCUUUAUCCAAGAUGCGAUUCUGUUUCCAGACCUAAUCCAUGCAGUCAAGCCAAGUCCAGAUAAUGAAAUCCCUCAGGGAGCAACAGCCCAUGAUUCGGCAUGGGACUUUUUUAGUCAGCAGCCUAGUUGCUUGAAUACUUUAUUCUGGGCAAUGGCUGGAAAUGGUAUUCCCAGGUCAUUCAGGCACAUGGAUGGUUUUGGCGUCCACACUUACCGAUUUGUUACCCAGGAUGGCGCCUCAAAAUUUGUGAAAUUCUUGUGGAAGUCGAAACAGGGUAAAGCAAGCUUGGUCUGGGAAGAGGCUCAAGUUCUUGCUGGAAAGAAUUCCGAUUUCCAUAGGCAAGAUCUUUGGGAUGCAAUUGCUUCCGGAAAUGGUCCAGAAUGGGAACUUGGUGUACAAAUUGUGGAUGAAAAAGAUGCACUGUCUUUCGGGUUUGAUCUUCUGGAUCCGACGAAGUUCAUCCCCGAAGAGCUUGUCCCAGUGACAAUGCUUGGGAAAAUGAAGCUGGACACGAAUCCUAGAAAUUAUUUUGCAGAGACGGAGCAAGUUAUGUUUCAACCUGGUCACAUUGUCCGAGGGGUUGACUUUACCGACGACCCUCUUCUUCAAGGCCGUGUCUUUUCGUAUCUUGACACUCAAUUGAACCGUCACGGCGGGCCAAAUUUUGAGCAACUUCCAAUCAAUCGUCCUCGUACUCCGGUUCAUAACAACAACAGAGACGGUGCUGGACAAAACUUCAUUCAUCUGAAUACCGCAGCAUACUCUCCCAACACAUUGAAUGGCGCCAACCCCAAACAAGCCAACCAAACUGCCGGUAACGGCUUCUUCACCACCCCUGGUCGAAGUGUCACAGGAAACCUCGUUCGUUCAACAUCUCCCACCUUCGCCGAUGUCUGGUCACAGCCCCGUUUGUUCUUCAACUCCCUCAUUCCGGUAGAACAGCAAUUCCUUGUCAACGCGAUGCGGUUCGAAACAUCCCAUCUAAAGUCAGACGUGGUUAAAUCGAACGUGCUCAUCCAGCUCAAUCGCGUCAGUAACGACCUCGCCAAACGUGUUGCUGAAGCCCUGGGUAUGACUGCCCCAGCCCCUGACCCGACAUUCUACAACAACAAUAGCACCAAAUUUGUUACUGUUUUCAACAACAGCCUUCCUACGAUUGCAACUCUUAAUGUGGCUAUCCUCGCCAGCAUUAACAAGCCUGACUCUGUCGCCCAAGCCGCAGCGUUGGCUAAAGCCUUCGCUCCAGCAGGUGUAAACGUAGCCGUUGUCGGCGAGCGGUUAUCUAAUGGAACUAGCCUCACAUACAGCGCUGCAGAUGCAUCGGUAUUUGACGGCAUUAUCGUGGCUACAGGUGCAGAGAGUCUCUUUGCCGCUAACAGCUCAUCGCCGUUGUUCCCCACGAGACGCCCGGCUCAGAUCCUCGCGGAUGGCUAUAGAUGGGGUAAGCCUGUUGGCGCGCUUGGCUCUAGCGUUUCUGCGUUGAAGGUUGCGGGAGUUAAUACACUGCCUGGUAUAUAUCAGCAAGCUAGCGAUGUCGAGAAAUUUGUAGCGGACUUUAAGGAUGGCUUGAAAGUUAACAUUAUGGUUCAGAACUCGAAGAUAUAUUUAGUAGAUCCUUUAUAUGCAAAAUACGUCGGUUCCCGUUCUAUUCUUCAACAUAAGAGCUAUGCCGUUAGCCUGGGAAUAGAAUAG